Molecule: messenger RNA, 2376 nt
Organism: Uloborus diversus
Lineage: Eukaryota; Metazoa; Arthropoda; Arachnida; Araneae; Uloboridae
Product: thioredoxin reductase 1, cytoplasmic-like
Exons: 16
Coding region: 113-1894 (593 amino acids)
Biological process (GO): cell redox homeostasis; cellular response to oxidative stress; glutathione metabolic process
Cellular component (GO): mitochondrion; cytosol
Molecular function (GO): glutathione-disulfide reductase (NADPH) activity; flavin adenine dinucleotide binding; thioredoxin-disulfide reductase (NADPH) activity
Source: RefSeq, a predicted model, not a curated record
UGUAUCUGUUUACCAGAGGGGUAGCUUCCAUUCCAGUGUCGGCUUUCGUAAUACGAUGCUAACUUCUUAAAUACUAAAAUUGAAUACUUUUGUCUCCUGCCAUUGUCUUAUAAUGCCGCCUAUAUCUGAUGAAGACUGGGCUUCAGCCAUAGAAGAAUAUGUAAAUAAAAAUAAAGUGAUGAUUUUCAGUAAAUCUUUUUGUCCCUAUUGUACGAAGGUUAAAGAGUUAUUUAAUUCCUUGAAUGUGGAGUAUUAUUGCUUGGAAUUAGAUAAGACGGAUAAUGGUCCUCAAAUGCAGAGAGCUAUGGCUGCUAAAGCUGGGAAAUCAUCAGUACCACAAGUUUUUAUUGAAGGUCAGCACUUAGGUGGUUGUGAUGAUACCAUGGCAGCUCAUAGCAGUGGGAAAUUGCUGGAAUUAUUAAAUCCAGAAAGUGAGAAAUACGACUAUGACUUGAUAGUUAUUGGAGGAGGAUCAGGAGGUUUAUCUGCAUCUAAGGAAUCUGCAAGAUUAGGGAAGAAAGUAGCUGUUCUUGACUUUGUUACUCCCACACCUAUUGGCACAACAUGGGGUCUUGGAGGUACAUGUGUAAAUGUUGGUUGUAUUCCAAAAAAAUUAAUGCAUCAAGCUGCACUUUUAGGUCAAGCAAUAAAGGACUCUAAAAAUUAUGGAUGGAAUAUUUCUGGAGCUGUUGAACACAACUGGGCAGUGAUGCGAGAAAAUAUUCAGAAUCAUAUUGGAUCAUUGAAUUGGAACUAUAAAGUUCAGCUUCGAACAGAACAAGUGAAGUAUGUUAAUGCAUAUGGACAAUUCAUUGAUGAUCAUCACAUUAAGGCUGUUGAUAAAAAGGGCAAAGAAACACCAAUGUCUUCAAGACAUUUUAUUAUAGCUACCGGUGAAAGACCAAGGUAUCCUGAUAUUGAAGGAGCUAAAGAAUAUGGCAUUACUAGUGAUGACCUCUUUUCUUUGGAAAACUCUCCUGGGAAAACCCUGGUUAUUGGUGCAUCUUAUGUUGCCUUAGAAUGUGCUGGAUUUUUGUCUGCUCUUGGUUUAGAUGUUACUAUUAUGGUUCGCUCCAUACUGUUAAGAGGCUUUGAUCAAGACAUGGCUGAAAGGAUUGGCGAAUACAUGGCAAAAGAAGGAAUUAAAUUCAUCCGUCCAUGUGUUCCUCAAAAAGUUGAAAAACUGGAAUCUGGAGAGCAUAAAUUGAGAGUAUAUGCAAAAAUGCAGUCAGGUGAAGAGAUUAUUGGAGAGUAUGAUACAGUAUUAUUUGCAAUUGGACGCAAUGCCUGUACUGAUAAUAUUGGAUUAGAUAAAGUUGGUGUAAAAGUAAAUUCAAGCAAUGGAAAAGUGCCUGUCGAAAAUGAGCAAACUAAUGUUCCUCAUAUAUAUGCUAUUGGUGACAUUUUAGAAGGAAAGCCUGAAUUGACUCCUGUGGCAAUUGAAGCUGGAUCAUUAUUGGCUAAACGACUAUAUGCUAAUAGUAAUGUUCAGUGUGACUACACGUUCAUUCCAACUACAGUAUUUACACCUUUGGAAUAUGGUUGCAUCGGGUUUUCAGAAGAGAAAGCUCUUGAGACUUAUGGUGCAGAAAAUAUUGAGGUGUAUCAUUCUAACAUUAUGCCCCUUGAAUGGACUGUACCUAAGCGAGAAGCUAAUGCAUGUUAUUGCAAGCUGAUAUGCUUAAUUCCUGAAAAUGAACGAGUAAUAGGUUUUCAUUACUUGGGACCAAAUGCAGGUGAAGUUACACAAGGCUUUUCUUUAGGUCUGAAAAAGGGUGCUACCAAAGCGGAUUUUGAUGCUAUGAUUGGAAUACAUCCAACAUGUGCUGAGAUUUUCUCAACUCUCACUGUUACAAAAAGCUCUGGAAAGUCAACUUUGCAAGCUGGUUGCUGAGGUUAAAUCCUACUGCUGUUUCACUAAAAUGUGGAUUAUUUAGUCUGAACUAAGAACACUCUAAGUUGGUUGAAAUUUCUAAUUACUUAAUCUUUUUAAUUUUUAAAAAUCAACCUUGUUUUCAGACUCAAGAUAAUCCACACACAGCAGUAGGACAAUGUUAUUUAUCUUAAUCUUGGAUUUGGAGUAACUAUAUGUAUGAUGGCUUUUCUGUAAACCGCUAAUGUGGCUAGAAUAAGCCGGAUGUGUUCAGAUCCAAAGAUUCAGAUUCUAUUUGUAAAAAUACUUUUAAAGAAAAACAAUUUGAAUGUUAUUCAUGUUCUGGAAUUCAAAAUGUGAUAUCUUUAGUGUUACUUUUUAAUGAUUUUAGCAAGUGCUCUAUUUAUUACCUAAUGCUUUACUAAUGCUUUGAACUUGUUAAAUUGUUAUAAAUAAUAUAAAAUGAGAAAAUGUACCUAUUUUAGUAAUAAAAUGCUUUUGAA